AUGAAGAGAAGUUAUCCUUCUGGAAGCGAUAAACGAAAGCGCAAAAAAGAGGAAGACGAGAAAAGAAAGCAUGAUAGCGUCUGCCGCUACACACACUACUACAGCCCCAAGUACUGCCACGCCAAGGUUCACUGCCCCCUCAAGCUCUACAGCCCUGGACAGCAGCGCUUCCUCCAAGGACCAAACAGAACCACAAGCACCCACUCCAGCUCAAACGGCAUCCACAGACCAAGAAAAAGCAACACCAAUAAGAUUGACAUCUUCUGA
Molecule: messenger RNA, 267 nt
Organism: Knipowitschia caucasica
Lineage: Eukaryota; Metazoa; Chordata; Actinopteri; Gobiiformes; Gobiidae
Source: the annotation of a GenBank genome assembly